GCCGGACGGGUCAAUGCCAGCCGGAUGAUGACCAGUUGUGGCCAGCGGUCCCGGAACGUUCUCGCAGUAUUCUCUCUGCUGUUUCCUGCAGUCCUGUCCGCACAUUUCCGGGUCUGUGAGCCUUACACAGACCACAAAGGCCGCUACCACUUCGGUUUCCACUGCCCCCGGCUCUCAGACAACAAGACCUUCGUCCUGUGCUGUCACCAUAACAACACAGUCUUCAAAUACUGCUGCAACGAGACAGAGUUCCAGGCGGUCAUGCAGGCAAACCUCACGGCCGGCCCCGAGGGCUACAUGCACAACAACUACACAGCGCUGCUGGGAGUGUGGAUCUACGGCUUCUUCGUGCUCACCCUGCUGGUCCUGGAUCUGCUCUAUUAUUCAGCCAUGAACUACGACAUUUGCAAGGUUUACCUGACCCGGUGGGGCAUCCACGGACGGUGGAUGAAACAGGACCCCCGGCGGUGGGGGAACCCCGCUCGAGCCCCUCGGCCGGGACAGCCAGCCCCACAGCCACAGCCUCCUCCUGGUGUCCUGCCACAAGCACCCCAGGCCGUACACACGCUGCGGGGAGACACACACAGCCCACCCCUGAUGGCCUUCCAAAGCUCAUCUGCCUGGAGACAGCCACUGCCUGUCUUCCCUCAGAUGGGCCCUGGGUUGGCUCCUGAGGUAGGAGGGGAGGGUGUGGAGAGCCACCAUUCAGGUGGGGAGCCAGACACAGAUGCGGGGAAAACUAGAUGGGGAGCAGUCUGUUUACUGUGCCCAAUGGCAGGACUCACUGGCCAAAAGGGUCUGGUGGGGUGCCUGUUGGCACACUGGUUUGAGAAUCACUGGGAGACAUCUUGGUGGAGUCCCCACCUGCCUCCAAGGCGAUGA
Molecule: messenger RNA, 882 nt
Organism: Arvicola amphibius (Eurasian water vole)
Lineage: Eukaryota; Metazoa; Chordata; Mammalia; Rodentia; Cricetidae
Gene: Shisal1
Product: shisa like 1
Exons: 4
Coding region: 25-882 (285 amino acids)
Source: RefSeq, a predicted model, not a curated record